CCACAAAUAGAAGAAGAGUGUUGUCGUAGCAACUGAAGCUUAACGUUAUAGCGAAAGACUGUCCACAGGUUUUGUAGAUAAGUAUAACUGUUGCCAAAAAGCGUUAUAUUUAGGCUCUGCUUUGUCAUCUGUUAGAAACAAACUUACUUUCUGCACGCCAACUGAACUAUAUUAGCAGGUUUUAACACCUUUUAGAGAGCUGGUACGUACAUCCGCGUUCAAUGUCGGUGGUAAGCAGUCUGGUGCCAGCCCGUUUCCUGACUCUCAUCGCUCACCUUGUAAUAGUCAUCAUCAUAUUCUGGUCCCGGGAGAACAGUGUCAGAGCCUGCCUACCACUGGAUUACACUAAUGAAGAAUACAGUUUAGAGGACACACGCCUUGUAGUGGCAUUAUCCGUGACCCUGGGCCUGUUUGCUGUCGAGCUGGUUGGGUUCCUCUGUGGAGUCUCUAUGUUCAACAACAAUCAAGCUCUUCUAUCUAUUGGAUGUCACGCCAGUGGCUCUGUGGCUUUGCUCUUCUUCUUGUUUGAGCAAUGGACCUGCAGCAUCUACUUGUGGAUCUUUGGCUUCUGUAGGUCAGUCAGUAAAUAA
Sinocyclocheilus rhinocerous is the source of this 590-nucleotide messenger RNA. RefSeq names its product transmembrane protein 107 like (gene tmem107l). Gene Ontology annotation, cellular component: MKS complex. The transcript is spliced from 5 exons. Lineage: Eukaryota; Metazoa; Chordata; Actinopteri; Cypriniformes; Cyprinidae. Gene Ontology annotation, biological process: protein localization to ciliary transition zone; non-motile cilium assembly. The record is from RefSeq and is a predicted model, not a curated record. Bases 222 to 590 code for a protein of 122 amino acids.